AUGACGAGUGAUUAUCCUGAAAUAACUGGUGGUCCUAUAUGGAUACGUAAAAUGCGUACACUAUUCCGUAGAUUAGAUUCAUCUGGACAUGGUUAUUUAAUGGUUGAUGAUAUUCUUGAAGUUGGUACAACAAUAUUCAAUAUUUAUCCAAAAAUGUCAGCAUAUAAAUAUGAUGAAUUAGUUAAAACCUUAGUAUAUCUAUGGUAUGAAGUUAUAUGUACACAUGUAUCAAGACAAUUAGCAACUACAAUGAAUUUAAAUGAAUCUACAUUUAUUGAUAAUAUGUUAAAAGGAUUAAAAGAUUUUUUCAUGUCUAAUAAUGAGAAGAGUAAAAAUUUACAUUUAUGGGGACCAUUAUUAAAUUAUAAACGUGCUGAAGAUUACGGUGCAUUAGAUUGUGGUCCUGUAUGGGAAAGUAAAAUGCGUACAAUGUAUAGACGUUUAGAUAUUAAUGAAACAAUGAAAUUACAUUGUCAUGAUUUAUUACAAAUUGGUCAAUAUCUUGUUCAACGAGCUCAUUUAGACAGAAGACGUAGUGAUGCUGUUAUGCGUGCAAUGUUACAUAUAUGGGUGAAAUUUUUAGCUAUUGAUAAAACUGUAAUAAUAUUCACAGUAUUGUUAAUUACUACUAUCAUUUGUAAACCCAGUCUUCGUAAAGACUUGGAGGAAAUAUUUAAACUUCAUACAUAUUAUUAUCGUAAUUCAAUUCUGUUGUGUGCAGUCCCACAGCAACCUUCAGCUAAAUAUCUUAAAAAUUUAUAUACUACAGUCUUAUGUGUAGGCUUUGUUUUCUCCCCCCCUGAUUUAUCAUGUUUCAUCACUUCAAUAUCCACAUAUAGUAUCAAUAAAUCUGUAUAG
Molecule: messenger RNA, 858 nt
Organism: Heterobilharzia americana
Lineage: Eukaryota; Metazoa; Platyhelminthes; Trematoda; Strigeidida; Schistosomatidae
Source: the annotation of a GenBank genome assembly